AAAACGGGAGCUAGGUUAUUGAGGGGCAGGUUUUCUGUACAGGUUGGCGGAGUUCCAAAAUACUAGUGGUAGGAAUUUGCUGAUGAUAGAAAGUGAGACCUGGGAAGAGAGUUGUUUUGUAAUGCAGUGGACCAAAAAAGAUGCCUUGUUCUGUAUUGCAGAUUGGUUAUACAAGUGUUCAGUUCAGAAACUGGUGGUAGUCAUCUCAAAUAUUGAAAGUGGUGAGGUCCUUGAAAGGUGGCAAUUUGAUAUUGAGUGUGACAAGACUGCAAAAGAUGACAGUACACCCAGAGAAAAGUCUCAGAAAGCUAUCCAAGAUGAAAUCCGUUCAGUGAUCAGACAGAUCACAGCUACGGUGACAUUUCUGCCACUGUUGGAAGUUUCUUGUUCAUUUGAUCUACUGAUUUAUACAGACAAAGAUUUGGUUGUACCUGAAAAAUGGGAAGAGUCGGGACCGCAGUUUAUUACCAAUUCUGAGGAAGUCCAUCUUCGUUCGUUUACUACUACGAUCCACAAAGUAAGUAGCAUGGUGGCCUACAAAAUUCCUGUCAAUGACUGAGGAUGAGAUAAGGACAGUGAUGUACUUGUAAUUCUCAGAUGUGGUUUUCCUGAAACCAAGUCAACUAUAGUUGAUACAUUUUGUUUCAUUGGUUAAUUUUUAGAUGGGGAAAACUUAACAUUAUACUUCUAUUGAACUGUGCAUAAUUAUUCCAUUUUUUGGUACCUGUAUGACUUGAUACAGGGUUCACAUAAAUUAUUGCACAUUGUUCAAAAGGGAACUAGCAGAUUACAUCAGCAUUGUUAUGUCAGUUCCUUUGAAGGUGGUAACUGUAGAUGGAAAACUUUUGCUAUGAAGCUAAAUGCCUUCUUAAAUCAGACCUUUUGGGCAAGUACGUUGACUCGGAAUAUAGGUAGGGAGAUAUUUGAAUAUAAAAUACAGCAUAAGAAGUCCAGAUAUUCAGAAUCUUUGUUUAGAUCCUGAAAUUAUCUAAUGAUAAUCUGUAAGUAAUGAAAAAUUGCUCCUAUUAGGUCCUUUUGCCAUUUAUUUCAUUUGUAUAUUUUCCAUAUUGAAAGCAUUUCCAAUUAUUUGAUUUUAAUUUAUAUAACUUGACAAAGCUCUGUAUAUUGCCACUGUUUAAAUUCCUGUGAUACAGAACUCUUAAAAUUUUUUUUUAUGUUUUGUAAAAUCAAGCUUUAAAUGAUGAUGUGAUAAAGUUAAAUAUGUAUGUUUUAAAUUUGUCUUAACAUAUUUUUAUAUUGGUGUGGUAUUAACACAGUUAAAUAGUAGGAUGGAUUCAGUAUAGCGAAUAAUAUCUUGUGCCUACCAGGGCCUAAGAAUACAAACCUGAAUAAGUCAAGAGGUACUUUCAAUUUGAUAGACAAGCUUUGAUUAUACAUCCCUUUAAUCUUAUAACUGUGGACUUAAAAUAAGCAUCAUUCUUUGUAUAAAAUAAUACAUGUCAGUUGGAGUUAAUUCAUUUUAGCAUAUAUUGGACUGUAGAACUUUUCUAUACUCAUAGCCUUAUUGCCAGCCUAGUUUUCCUUAUUUUUCCAAGGUCAGUUGAAGGCGAACUUCUAAAAAUUCUCUCCUUAUAUCUGUUCUAAAUCUUAAUCUCAUUUUUAUAAUUAAGUGUUUAGUAUCAGAUACUGUUCUAAGAUUUUCAUGUGUAUUAACUCAUUAAUCUUCACCAUAAAGUAAAAAUACAUAGCCUGUAUCCGUUCAUUCAAAAAUUACAAAGUGAGCACCUGUUAAUGUGCCAAGUAUUGGGAUGAAUGAAACAAAGUCCUUGCCCUUCUGAAGCUUGAGAUAGGAAGGAGAGGAAAAUACAUGGCAAGCUUCCAGGAAGUAACUACACAGGUUUAUCUCAUAUGUGUUUGUUAUUUCACCUGAAUGAUCUCUUUGAUCCUGUUGCCUGCUUGUUAAGAAUAAAGGGCAAUUCUUUUCACUGCAAGACAAGUAGGUGCCAGUAUUUGAUGAUAGGUGUAGUGAAUGUUGUGAAAGCCCAUUUCCUUGAGAAUUGAAGCUAUCUAAUUGAGGUCCACCUCAUGUCUUUUUCCUGAAUAAGAAAAGUAGUUAUGCAGAAAUGGAAAUGAUGAUGAAUUAGUUAUGGUCAAGAGUCUGGUUUUCCCACGAGAUAUAGUACAAAGUGGACACUAGUAAGAUUAAAACAUUUGAAUUCUGGGCUAUUCAUAACCUCUUAACGUGAAAUGAGAUUGAGAAGGAAAGCGGAAAUGGAAGUCCAGUAAAAAUAUGGAGACUUGAACAUUUUGGAGCUACUUUUGGGACAAAAGUUGAAAUUCUUUUUAGAAAGC
Molecule: messenger RNA, 2313 nt
Organism: Ailuropoda melanoleuca (giant panda)
Lineage: Eukaryota; Metazoa; Chordata; Mammalia; Carnivora; Ursidae
Product: mitotic spindle assembly checkpoint protein MAD2A-like
Exons: 4
Coding region: 83-559 (158 amino acids)
Biological process (GO): mitotic spindle assembly checkpoint signaling
Cellular component (GO): cytoplasm; nucleoplasm; kinetochore
Source: RefSeq, a predicted model, not a curated record